AUGUCGGAGACCGGCCGUCGAGGAGCCGCCUACACCAUAGACAACAUCCUCGGACACACAGACAGACAUAACGACCGAGCGGAACUGAAGAGUGAAUCUGGAGCUCACUCGGACUCUGAUCACGAGCACGAGCAUGAGCACGAGCAUGUUCACGGUGAGCACGGUGAGCACGGUGAGCACGGAGAGCAGCUCGAGGCGAUCGACGCGGGACGACCGCGCAAGCAGGUGCGCCGCAGCCGCACCACGUUCACGACGUACCAGCUGCACGAGCUGGAGCGCGCCUUCGACAAGACGCAGUACCCGGACGUGUUCACGCGCGAGGAGCUGGCCAUGAGGCUGGAGCUCAGCGAGGCCAGGGUGCAGGUGUGGUUCCAGAACCGACGCGCGAAGUGGCGCAAGCGUGAGAAGGCGCUCGGCAGAGAGCACGCGCCCUUCCUGCACCACGACCACGUGGUGGGAGAGUGGGGCGGCCCAGGAGAGUGGUGGUCGCUGGGACUUGGCGCCGGGUUCGUUCACCCCGUGUGGAGAGACGCCGAGCCUGCCUUCAGAGCUUUACUGCACAGGUACGUGCUGGCGCUCCCUCCUCCUGCGCUGCUCCCCGCGGAACCGGAGCCGGCGCCCUCUCCCCCCACCGCGCCGCGCUCCCCCGGCCCCGUCCCCGCGCUCGCCCUCGCCCUCACCCCCGCGGACACGCUGCGGCUGCGAGCUCACGACGCAAUCCUGCAGGAGAGGGCCUUGCAACACAACAACAAGGUCCACACGUAA
Molecule: messenger RNA, 765 nt
Organism: Bombyx mandarina (wild silkworm)
Lineage: Eukaryota; Metazoa; Arthropoda; Insecta; Lepidoptera; Bombycidae
Molecular function (GO): DNA binding
Source: RefSeq, a predicted model, not a curated record